Messenger RNA from Tupaia belangeri chinensis (Chinese tree shrew), 2393 nucleotides. It is a transcript of the gene ZNF214, whose product is annotated as zinc finger protein 214. Gene Ontology annotation, biological process: regulation of DNA-templated transcription. Gene Ontology annotation, molecular function: DNA-binding transcription factor activity, RNA polymerase II-specific; RNA polymerase II cis-regulatory region sequence-specific DNA binding. Bases 125 to 1942 code for a protein of 605 amino acids. The transcript is spliced from 3 exons. The record is from RefSeq and is a predicted model, not a curated record. Lineage: Eukaryota; Metazoa; Chordata; Mammalia; Scandentia; Tupaiidae.
CCCCAGCUCAGCCCUCUCAAUUCAUCCUUCCCCAGAGGAGCACAAAGGAUGAAGGAAUGUGUAUGCUUUUCUUCAUAGUCUGAUCCCAGACUUUUUCUUCCUGGAAAGCCUGACCUUCGACUAGAUGGAAGUAACAUUCGAAGAUGUGGCUGUUAUUUUUUCUUGGGAAGAGUGGAAAUUUCUGGAUUAUUUUCAAAAAAAGCUCUACAGGGAAGUCAUGUGGGAGAACUACACAAAUGUCAUGUCAGUAGGAAACUGGAGCGUGAGUUAUAAACCCCAAGAUGAAAGAUUCAGAUAUUUGGAAUAUGAACAUUUUUCCUACUGGCAAGGCUGGAGAAAUGCUGGCACUCAGAUAUAUGAGAAUCAGAACUAUGAGGGAACUGUUAAUGAGGUAGAUUCCAAAGACCUAAAGCAUCAGGACUUUUCCCAUUGUCAAGAAUGGUUAAUCCUCUCCACACAGGUACCAGGGUAUGGUAAUUAUGAAUUGACUUUUGAAGGGAAACAUCCCAGAAACUUAUUAUGUAAAAAGUUUAUUAUUCCUUGGCAGCCCUUAGAAACAAAACCCACUCAAGACUAUAGAGAAACCUACACUAGUGAUUCACAUGUGUUUCAUGGGAGCAGUUACCAUCUUGACAUAUCCAGAAAAAAUCUUUCUAUGGAAAAAGAACAGAAGCUCAUAUUUCAGCAUUCUUUUAUCCCAGUGGAAGAAGCUCUUCCAGAGUACAUUGGGGCUAUAUGCCAAAAUGACCUGCUAAAAGAUUCAGUGGAAGAGAAAUACUGCGGAUGUCAUAAAUGUAAGGAAAUUUAUUAUUGGAACUCACAAUGUAUUCACCACAAGAGAAAUCAACUUGGAGAAAAGUUCUAUCAAUGCUCUGUCAGUACAGCAUGCUUCUCUCCUAGAUCUGACUUAUAUAGACACUCAAGAAUCCACAUAGGAAAGAAGCACAUAGGAUGUGAUGGAGUUGACAAUAGCUUUAGUCAGAGCUCAGGAGUUCAUUUGCAUCAGAGAGCCUACACAGGGGAGAUACCUUAUAUCUGUAAUGCAUGUGGCAAGAGCUUCAGGCAGAUCUCUAGUCUUCACAGCCAUCAAAGAGUCCACACAGAAGAGAAACUCUAUAAAUUUGAGUGUGAUAAGGACCUCAGCAGAAAUUCACUGCUUCACAUUCAGAGACUUCACAUAGGAGAGAAGCCUUUUAAGUGCGAUCAGUGUGGUAAGUGUUUUAGUCGCAGUUCAGUAUUGCAUGUCCAUCAGAGAGUUCACACAGGAGAGAAACCAUAUAAGUGUGAUGAGUGUGGUAAGGGCUUCAGUCAGAGUUCAAAUCUUCGAAUUCAUCAGUUAGUACACACAGGAGAGAAGUCCUACAAAUGUGAUGACUGUGGUAAGGGCUUUACACAGCGCUCAAAUCUUCAAAUUCAUCAGAGAGUGCAUACAGGGGAGAAACCUUAUAAAUGUGAUGACUGUGGAAAGGACUUCAGUCACAGUUCAGAUCUUCGCAUUCAUCGAAGAGUCCACACAGGGGAGAAACCUUAUACUUGCCAUGAAUGUGGAAAGGGCUUCAGCAAGAGUUCAAAGCUCCACACUCAUCAGAGAGUACAUACUGGAGAGAAACCCUAUAAAUGUGAAGAGUGUGGUAGGGGAUUCAGUCAGCGUUCACAUCUUCUCAUUCAUCAGAGAGUCCAUACAGGGGAAAAGCCCUAUAAGUGUGAUGACUGUGGAAAAGGCUUUAGCCACAGCUCUAAUCUUCACAUUCAUCAGAGGGUCCAUACAGGAGAGAAGCCUUAUCAAUGUGCUAAGUGUGGAAAGGGUUUCAGUCAUAGCUCAGCUCUUCGAAUUCAUCAAAGAGUCCACACAGGAGAGAAACGUUAUAAAUGCCAUGAGUAUUAUAAGGGAUUUGAUCAGAAGUCACAUCUUCAUAAUAGUCACAGAAGAGAAACUUUAUAAAUUGUGUUCAUUUAGUUAAAUAUCAUUGACAAAAUUUAACCUUUAAACCCAAUAAAUGUUGCUGAGAAGGGAAGCUUAUAAAUAACACAAAUCCCAAGCAACAUAUGUAGUUUUGUAGUUUCACCUAACUCACAUUAAAAAGUUUGCUUUAAGGGGACUUCCUUAAGUGGAUUCCUAUAUAUUUAGAAUUAAAUUUUAUUUUUUUUACUAUAGAUAUAAUACAUGGUCAUUACACACACACACACACACACACACACACACACACACACAUAUAUAUAUUUAAGGAGAAAACAAUUCAUUCUGGUCUUUUUUUCUUUGUAUUUUAAUGUGAAUGAAAUCAUACUGUACCACUUUAUAUUUUCACUGACUUCAAAACAUUACUUAAAUUUGGGAACCAGCAGUUAGCGUAAUGGCUAUGUUGCUGGAAUCCCACGUAGUCGACCACGGUUCG